AUGGAUUCAUACACGCGACUUGAAAAAAGCAUCCCUCGACCCUUCCCAGGACCAAGCUCAAUUGAAAGUUUGGUCGCCCGAACCGCCGCGUCCGACGAGACCAAUGUCUGCAUGAACCUCCGACCCGGCGACUUCGUCGUUUCACGAGCUGGCUUCAUAGCAACAAUCGUCGUCUGCGCCCUCACCAUCCUCAUUUCAUGGGCGGCUCUCGCCAUGUACAUAAUCCGGGACCAUCGACGACGCCGCGAGGCCAAAGUCGCUGUGCAGCGGAGCCGCAAAGCCCACUACGCCACCCGGAUCUCGAUGAUGCAGCGCGAGAUUGAUGCCUCAUAUGGCCGACAAUACUCGCAAUGCCACCAGAACCCACCCGAAAAUCCCUUCAUGUGCAGCGACAGUUCGGUCGAACUCAUGCUACCCGAGCGCGUCUGGGAAGUCCCGGCGGACCCGGCAAGGUUGGCGGCCAACGUGAAGCGGAAGAGCAUGGCUCGUAGCCUGUUCUACGACAACACAGUCAAUCUCUGGCUACCGAAACGAUAG
This is a messenger RNA of Dissoconium aciculare CBS 342.82, 537 nucleotides long. RefSeq lists its product as uncharacterized. The transcript has a single exon. The record is from RefSeq and is a predicted model, not a curated record. Bases 1 to 537 code for a protein of 178 amino acids. NCBI's taxonomy places the organism in Eukaryota, Fungi, Ascomycota, Dothideomycetes, Mycosphaerellales, Dissoconiaceae.